Metarhizium album ARSEF 1941 is the source of this 1053-nucleotide messenger RNA. Its product is annotated as Histidine phosphatase superfamily, clade-1. The transcript is spliced from 3 exons. The coding region runs from base 1 to 1053 and encodes 350 amino acids. Lineage: Eukaryota; Fungi; Ascomycota; Sordariomycetes; Hypocreales; Clavicipitaceae. Gene Ontology annotation, cellular component: cytoplasm. Gene Ontology annotation, molecular function: phosphatase activity. The record is from RefSeq and is a predicted model, not a curated record.
AUGGAGCCAUGGCAUGAGGCAAAGGGCAGGCAAAUCCAGUACACGUCCGUGGCAGGCUACUUUCUCCAAGACGAUCCCGACACGAAUCCAAGCGGCUUCGACUAUGCUCAGCACAACUUUGGGUUGAUAGACAGGAAAUACCCCACGGACGACGAGUUUGACCCUGACGGCAUCCAGUCGCAAUGGCAGCGCUUCAGCGAGUGGGUUCAUCACCUCAACCACGACUGUGGCAAGGGCGAAAGCACCCGGUACAAGGUCGUCUUCUUUGGGCGCCAUGGUCAGGGCUACCACAACGUCGCCGAGAGCUACUAUGGCACGCCUGCAUGGAACUGCUACUGGGCUGAGUUAGAAGGCAACGGCACCAUCACGUGGGCCGAUCCGGUCUUGACUGCAGACGGCUUCAGUGAGGCCCAAAAGGCCAACAGCUUCUACAAGACGCUCCACGAGGAGCAAAGCAUGCCGCACUUUGAAUCAUACUACAGCUCUCCCCUGAAGCGAUGUCUCCAAACGGCCAACACGACGUUUGGCACCCUGAAGACGCCCCCGAAGCACCCGUUCGUGCCCACCAUCAAGGAACUCUUCCGCGAGGACAUUAGCAUCCACACAUGCGACCGCCGCUCCACCAAGUCCGAGAUUGCCGAAUUCAUGCCAGGAUGGAACUUUGAGGACGGCUUCACCGAGAAGGACGAGCUAUGGCAAGCCGACAAGGGAGAGACGCCGGUCCACCAGGUCGCCCGUAGCAAGGCCGUUCUCGACGACGUCUUUACCCACGACGGCUCUACAUGGAUCAGCGUCACGAGCCACUCUGGUGAAAUUGCCGCGUUGCUCACCGCGCUGAACCACCGGCCCUUUGGCCUGUCAACCGGGCAGAUUAUUCCGGUUCUCAUCAAAGCUGACGUGGUGCCGCCUGCGCCCUCGUCGACCACAACCGCUACUACUACCGGGUUCACCCCCGAAGCUACGUGUGAACAGCCGCCGGCCACGAGUCUUCCGGACGGAGGGUGCGUGUGUUCUAGCACUGCCUCUAAUAUUAUGCCGCUGCCGACACCGUAG